Epinephelus fuscoguttatus (brown-marbled grouper) is the source of this 3248-nucleotide messenger RNA. RefSeq names its product katanin p80 (WD repeat containing) subunit B 1 (gene katnb1). Gene Ontology annotation, biological process: microtubule severing; microtubule depolymerization. The record is from RefSeq and is a predicted model, not a curated record. Gene Ontology annotation, molecular function: microtubule binding. The transcript has 20 exons. Lineage: Eukaryota; Metazoa; Chordata; Actinopteri; Perciformes; Serranidae. Bases 288 to 2396 code for a protein of 702 amino acids. Gene Ontology annotation, cellular component: katanin complex.
UGAACUGUGUGUCGCCCAGUUGCUAAGCUGCAGCGGAGGAGCAACCAGACUGUCAACAAGUUGUCAGCAAUCAGCGGCUGAGACGGAUUAACGUUAAACUUCAACCUGCUCUCCGCUCGUUACCGGCGGCGGACACACGGAGGUGGACCUCUGUCCCUGCAGCUCAGUGCAGACAGUAAAUGAGGAGCUGAUGUCUGAACCCGCUGAUGCCGACUGAACUUAAGGAAUAACUCUCAGCAGUGGUGCGCCAGUUCAAACACAGCAGCCAGUCUCCCAGUGUGACCAGUAUGGCUGCAGCCAGCACCACCAAGAUCUCAUGGAGACUGCAGGAGUUCGAGGCUCACUCCAGCACUGUUUCCUGUUUGGCUCUGGGGAAAAAAAGCGGCCGCCUGCUGGCCACAGGAGGAGAGGACUGCAGGGUCAACAUCUGGACUGUCAGCAAGGCCAACUGCAUCAUGAGUUUGACUGGUCACAAGAAUGCAGUGGAGUGUGUCCAGUUCACCUCAUCAGAGGAGCAGGUCGUCACCGGCUCACAGUCCGGAUCAAUACGAGUCUGGGACCUGGAGGCUGCCAAGAUUUUAAGGACUUUGAUGGGACACAAAGCCAACAUCACUAGUCUGGGCUUCCAUCCGUUUGGAAACUUCCUCGCCUCGAGUUCCAUGGACACAAACAUCAAGCUGUGGGACGUUCGGAGGAAAGGUUAUGUGUUUAGCUACAAGGGUCACACUCAGGCGGUGAGGAGUCUGGCCUUCAGUCCAGACGGGAAGUGGUUGGCUUCAGCCAGCGACGACUGCACCGUCAAGCUGUGGGACCUGAUUCAGGGGAAGACCAUCACAGAGUUUAAAUCUCACACUGCAGCCGUCAACAUCGUCCAGUUUCACCCCAACGAGUACCUGCUGGCAUCAGGCAGCUCCGACAGGACCGUCAAGCUGUGGGAUCUGGAGAAGUUCACCAUGAUCGGCUCGUUGGAGGGAGACACGUCUCCGGUCAGGUGUGUGUUCUUCAGCUCAGACGGCAGCUGUCUGUACAGCGGGGCCACAGACUCUCUGAGGGUCUUUGGCUGGGAGCCCAACCGCUGCUUCGACGUGGUGCCGGUGGGCUGGGGGAAAGUCUCUGACCUGGCGGUCUGCAACCAUCAGCUGAUCGGCGUGUCUCACCAGCUCUCCACUGUGUCUGCCUACGUGGUCGAUCUGAAGCGGGUGAAGAAGAACGGCGGUUCUGUGAUUCAGGGGAUCAUCCAGGACAACCAGCCGCUCACUGAACCCAAAGAUCCCAAAGGAGCUGCGCUCCGCCGCAACUACGACAGACCCACGACCACCUGCAGUGCACAUAGGGUGAAGCAGAGUUCAGAUGCUGAUAGGCGGAGCCCCGAAGGCGAAAGGCGGAGCCCCAGUGAGGACGAGGCGGACGAGAAAAUGUCGUCAGCUGAAAUCCACAACGCAGAAGACUUUAAGGAGAUUUUCCAACCCAAGAACGUCAUCUCUCGAACUCCUCCGAAGAUCUCGGAGCCUUUUCCUGCUCCUCCAGAGGAUGAAACUAUAUUAGCGAUCGGCCGUCAGAUGAAGGACAUGAUAACGUCUUUUCCCAACAAGCACCAGGCUCCUUUGGCCUCCUCCACACCUGUCCAGAGGGUGGAGCCUACAGUGGUUUCCUGUGCAAAGCGCCCCGCCCCCUCAGCUGUCAGCCCGGUGCCCUCAAACCCCCCCACCUCCGGCCCGCCUCCUCCUCCUCAUCCUCAGCCUUCCGUUACCACAGCGAAGUCUAAACCACAACCGAAAAUUAUCCUCAGCACCAGGAACGAGCCUAUCGGACUCAACGUGGCUGACUUCCUGCCCUCUUCCCCCAACAACAGAGGCGGAGCUCUGAGUGACGAGGAGGCUCUGUCUCAGAUCAAGAAGGGUCACGACACCAUGUCUGUGAUGCUGAGCAGCCGACACAAGAACCUGGAGACAGUCCGAGCCGUGUGGGCCCGAGAGGACAUCAAGAGCGCUCUGGACACUGCCGUCUCCAUGAAUGACCUGUCAAUCGUUGUGGACAUCCUCAACAUCAUCAACCUUCAGCCGUCUCUGUGGAAACUCGACCUGUGCACGACCAUUCUUCCUCAGAUUGACGAACUGCUGCAGAGUAAAUACGAGAGCUACCUGCAGACUGGCUGCACGUCUCUGAAGCUGAUCAUGAAACAUUUCUGGAUGCUGAUCUCAGACACGCUGAAGGCGGCGCCCUCCGUCGGAGUCGACAUCACACGAGAGGAGCGGCACAACAAGUGCAGAGCGUGCUGCAAGCAGCUGAAGAAUCUGAGCAACAUGGUGAAGAACAAGGCGGCGCAGGUCGGCCGUCACGGCAGCGCCUUCAAAGAGCUGCAGCUGCUCAUGGCGCCGCUCGACGACUCGCUCUGAGACAGGCCGACAGUUUCUACUGAUGACAUCAUCUCUGGACAGAUCAGCUGACACGCAGCAGGACAGACAGACAGACAGACAACACUAACCCUUCUCGGUCAGUCUGGUGUGAGGAGGAGAAGAACAGUGUUAUUUAAAGACGUUAAUCUUGUUCUCUAAAGAACACACUGGCUGGACGCUGCUCUGCUCUGCUGAGUGACUCAACGUCUCAACGUAGUGUCCGUCAACUGCUGGAACAUUAGGAGCAGACACAGAUGAGGAGGAGGAGGAGGAGGAGGAGGAGGAGGUGUGGAUUGUGAAUCUCAGCUGAACUGACACUAAAAGACAAUCAGCACAGGUGUGGACGCUCUCAGGACGCCACAGAAAACCGCCAUCUGACCUCCAAACUGAGACUCAACACUGACUGAACUCUGAGUGAAACAACAAGCUGAGAACAAAUUCAUGUCAAAGGACUGGUUAGAUAUUUACUGACAGUAAGAGGAAAUUAAAUCCACCAUCCUAAGCUAACAGGCUGCUGGCUGAACAUACAGGUAUCAAUGUGAACAUCUCCCUCUGUCAGAAAGUAAAUGUCAAACUACUCCUUUAAUGUCUCUGCACUGGGUCGAGUCUUUAAAACCAGACAUGUUGUUAAUGUGUGUGUCUGCUCUCAGGUUGUUGACUAAUGAACUGUUCUGAGGUCAGAGGACACCAGAGGGGAUAUAAAGAAGAAACACAUUUAGACCAUCACAGACGAUGUUCAAAUACUGUCACUUUCCUUUUCUACUUUCUCUGCUUUUCAGACAACUAGGCCCCUCCCCUUUUACAAUGUACUGUUCUUACUGUUUAUUUAAAUAAAGUUGUACAUGUUGGAAU